Molecule: messenger RNA, 1095 nt
Organism: Venustampulla echinocandica
Lineage: Eukaryota; Fungi; Ascomycota; Leotiomycetes; Helotiales; Pleuroascaceae
Product: WD40 repeat-like protein
Exons: 5
Coding region: 1-1095 (364 amino acids)
Biological process (GO): spliceosomal snRNP assembly
Cellular component (GO): SMN complex
Molecular function (GO): protein binding; RNA binding
Source: RefSeq, a predicted model, not a curated record
AUGGGGGGACCUGAAAUUUCGAAACAGUUUGUUCCUCUCACGUGCCAUGGACAUUCCCGACCUGUUAUGCAUCUCAGCUUUUCUGGCUUUGUUGAUGGAGAUGAUGAAUUUUAUUUGAUCUCUGCUUGUAAAGACAACAAUCCUAUGCUACGGGACGGCGUUACCGGCGACUGGAUUGGUACAUUCUUUGGUCAUAAAGGCGCGGUCUACCAAGCUCGACUUUCCCCUGAUGCCGCGAGUGCAGCCACUGCCUCCGCAGAUUUUACAGCGAAGGUCUGGGAUACACAUACCGGCGAAGUUGUCUGCACUCUCCAACACAACCACAUAGUCCGAGCUAUCGCGUUCCCUCCUGAACAAGGGCACCUUCUUGCGACUGGUGGAAUGGAGAAGAAACUUCGCAUAUUUGACCUUUCCCGUGUAGCUCCUAUUUCUGCGCCAGCAGCACCUGCACAAAAGAAGAUGGUUGGGGUGUCUACUCCUGAUCAGAAAUCCAAUGGCUCUGCGGACCGUUCAGUUAUAACCGCCGAGGAGGGCUUUGAAAUUGGACCUGGCGUUCACAAGGGCACGAUCAAAGCCAUCGUGUGGACCCGCGAUCCUAAUAUACUGGUUACAGCCGCAGACGAUAAAGCCAUACGGUGGUGGGAUCUGCGCACUCGAACUGUUGUACAAGAGCAGAUUGUACAAGGCGACAUCGGUUCCUGCGAAUUCACCAACGUGAAACCUGAGCGGAAUGAUAUCGGUGGUGGUUUCCCAGUCCUCUGCAUCGCGGCUGGCAAAACUGUGUACUUUUAUGGCGGCCACGAUGCUCGUGGUCUGAUCAAAUCGGUUACUUUGCCAUACGAGGUUGCAAGUGUCGCCUUACAUCCUUCACAGAGGAAGUUUGUGACUGGUGGUGCUAAGGACACUUGGGCUAAGGUGUACGAUUACGAUUCGGAGAAUGAACUAGAUGUACAUAAAGGUCAUCACGGUCCGAUUUGGAGCAUCAGCUUCUCCCCCGAUGGAAAGCUCUAUGCCACUGGCAGCGAGGAUGGAACGAUCAAGAUGUGGAAGAACUGCCAAGGUCCGUAUGGAUUGUGGAAGGCGGAUCGGGAGUAG